CGCUCCUGCGUCUGUUGUGAUUCUACUGAAGAAAGACCUGAUGCUGCAUGAAAUGGAUGAAAUAGAAGAGAAAACUCCAUAUGAGAAACAUCUUGAUUUCAUAACUGGAGAAAAAUCUUUUAUUUGCUCACAGACUGAAAAAUCCAAAAGAAAGAUUUCGUCUCAGAAGAGAAGAGAAGAUAGAAGUCAUUUCACCUGCCAACAGUGUGGAAAGAGCUUCACACAAAGAGGAAAUCUUACGGUUCACGUGAGAAUUCACACAGGAGAGAAACCGUUCACCUGUCAACAGUGUGGAAAAAGUUUCACUCAAAAAGUGAGUCUUACAUACCACAUGAAAAUUCACACUGGAGAGACACCGUACACCUGCCAGGAGUGUGGAAACAGUUUCACUGAGAAAAGGAGCCUCGAGAUCCACAUGAGAAUUCACACCGGAGAGAAGCCGUACACCUGCAGAGAGUGUGGAAGACGUUUCAUUCGAAGAGAAGACCUGAAAAGCCACGUGAGAGUUCACACUGGAGAGAAACCGUUCACCUGCCAACAGUGUGGAAAGAGCUUCACACAGAAAGGAAAUCUCACGACUCACAUGAGAAUUCACACUGGAGAAAAGCCGUUCGUAUGUGUUCAAUGUGGCAGUAGUUACAGAAACACUAGAAACCUUAAUGCCCACAUGAUAAUCUACACUGGAGACGAGCCGUACACCUGCCAACAGUGUGGAAAAAGUUUCUCACUAAAAGGAAAUCUUAAGACUCACAUGAGAAUUCACACUGGAGAGAAGCCGUUCACAUGCUCUCAGUGUGGAAAAUGUUUUACACAGAAAAAAACCCUUACAGGCCACAUGAGAAUUCACACUGGAGUGAAACCUUACUCCUGCAAAACAUGUGGGCAGAGUUUCGCUCAAAAACAUAGUCUUGAAGGCCACAUGAAAAUCCACACUGGAGAAAAGUCAGUCAUAUGCCCUGAGUGUGGAAAGAGUUUCAAACUGAAAAAAAACCUUGAUGCCCACUUGAAAGUUCACACUAAAAAGAAGCCUUACAUCUGCGAACUGUGCGGAAAUAGCUUCUCACUAAAUGGACAUCUUAAGACUCACAUGAGAAUUCACACUGGAGAGAAGCCGUUCAUAUGCUCUCAGUGUGGAAAGAGUUUCAGACAGAAUAGAGACCUCAAUGCCCACAUGACAAAUCACACUGGAGAAAAGCCUUACAAAUGCAAACUGUGCGGGAAGAGCUUUAUGCAAAAAGAAAAUUUUAAGACUCACAUGAGAAUUCACACUGGAGAGGAUCCGUUUGUUUGUGAUCAGUGUGGAAAGAGUUUCAGAUGUAGAGAAUACCUUAAUCAUCACAUGAGGAUUCACUCAGGAGAGGACUGUUUUAUAUGUCAUCAGUGCGAAAGGAGUUUCACAGACAGGAAUCACCUUGAGAAUCAUGUAAAAGUUCAUAUUGGGGAGAAGCCUUACAUGUGCCAUCAAUGUGGAAUGAGUUUCACCAACAGAGCAAAGCUGGAAGAUCACAUGAAUGUUCACGCUGGAGAGAAGCCUUUCACCUGCAAACUGUGUGGAAAGAGCUUUACAAUUAAAAGAGAUCUUCAUAUUCAUAUACAACUUCACUCUGGAGAGCAGCCUUACAAGUGUCAUCAGUGUGAAAGGAGUUUCACAGAGAGGAAUCACCUUGAGAAUCAUGUAAAAGUUCACAUUGGAGAGAAACCUUUUUUAUGCCCUCACUGUGGAAAGGGUUUCACAUACAGAGCAAACCUUGAGUAUCACAUAAGAAUUCACUCUGGAGAGAAGCCUUACACCUGCACUCAGUGUGGAAGGAGCUUCACGGUUAAAGGAAACCUUAAGCUGCACAUGAGAGUUCACACUGGAGAGAAGCCUUACAAGUGUCUCCAGUGUGAAAAGAGUUUCACAAUUCAAGGAAACCUUAAGAUUCACAUGCGAAUGCACACUGGAGAGAAGCCUUACAAGUGUGAUCAGUGUGACAUGAGUUUCUCAUAUCACAUAAGCCUGAAAAAUCAUUUGCAAACUCAUUCUGGAAAUUUCUCCUUUUCCUCAGUUUGACAAGAGGUUUAGAAAAAGGAGUAAUUCAGCAAUCAUAUGCACAUUCACUCUGGAGAAAGACAGUUUAAUUGUGAUCAGUGCAAUAAAAAUAUUAAACAUUUAUACAUGCAUAAGCAAAGUCAUGUGAAUGUGAGAGCCUGUUUGUUUUUGUUAAAGUAGUAGAGUAGAGUCAUAGAGUAUGACAAUAAAAAAUGCUGUAUGGCUGUAAUACUCGAGUCCGUUCUCAAGAUGAUUUUCUAUUGUCUUGGACUCGUUAGUAUUGGCACUCAGACGUGGUCAUUGGUCUCGCUAAAUGUUCUGGUUGGUUUCAUUGGUUUGAGGCAGUCUUUGUGGCCACUGUAACUCGAUGGAAUCCCACCUUCAAGCAAGUAUGUAUACACCGCCUUGACACAGAUCUGCUCUCUUGACGGAUCAGAGCGUUCACACUGCACGCGGUUGCUGUCCGGCAGUGCGUUCCAGAUGCGGUGCGUUUGCAGCAGUGCAGCGAUCGUUUCGGCACAGAGUCUAUUUUUGCUGUGCUGGAAUCCGGAACAGCAGAUUGUUUGUGGGCAAAAUGAACAUGGAUUGGCAUUAAAUUGUAAUAAAUUCAUAAUUUACGCACAAUUAAUGUGUGAUACUUUGUACACAGUAAAUUAGAAAAAUAAAUCCAAAAAAGAAAUAAAGAAAUAAAAAAGGAAAAUACAUAAAUGAGCACAGUACUUCUAUAAAACUUGCAUAAUGCGAUCAGAUAUGUUUUUUCCCUACAAAAAUUACUUUUUAUAUCGUUGGAGGAAGAGGGGGAGUUUAAUCGCAUCAGCCAAUCACGUGGCGGAACUACAACUACUCAAAACAAGGUGACAUGGACGACACUCGUCUAAUUGUGGAGGUGGAAAAAUACAGAAUUCUGUACGACCCGCAGAAUUCGUUGUACAAAGAUUUGAUUGCGAAGGAAAGGGCAUGGGAAACCGUUUCUUCGGCUAUUGGUGUGAAUGGUAAGUUUUCAAAUCUUUAUUUCUUAAGUGCCAUGUUUACGUGUACUUACACUUGCUUCAGCAACUAUCAUUAUAUAUAAGCGUAAUGACUGUAACAUUACGCUAUUUAUGUGUAGGUUUUUCAACAUGAAUACAAACUGUUGGGCCUAUAUGUUGUUCGUGAAUACAGUAGUGUUUCUCUUUUUAUCUAUAUUCAAGUUUACACUUGAAUUUAGCAUGUCAUAGUCAUACAUAAAUGUUAUGUCUAAUUAGUAGGCCAGAUGUCAUUUAUAAAGGGCUGUCAAUUAAGUAGUUUGUUAAAGUUUAAGUGUACAUAUAAGUGUUAAAAUUGUAUUCUUCUAAUUUUACGUGACAAUGUAUAAAUAUCAGUCGUUUCAAUUGAUAAUAAAGUGUAAUAUGAAUUAUUAAUAUAGAAAUGCAUAUCUUAAUAUAGUGUACAUAUCUGUAAUUAAUAUAAUACAUAUUAUUACUGCAUAUUAUCAAUUUACAUGGAUAUAUUCAUACUAAAAUUUACUUUAUAUUCAGGCAGACAACUAUAUGAAAAGUUAUUUAUUCAGAUAUACAUUAAUGUAUUCAUAUUUUAUCCAAAUGUUUCCUGUAUAAAAUCGAGGAUUGAACCGGCGUCAGUAGCGCACUGCAAACGUGUCCUGUGUGAAAGCACAAUGACCGCUUCCUGCUUCUGCACCGCAUACGUAACGCACACGGACUGCAUACGCACUGCAGAUGGAGUAAAACGUGAAACGUGAAGGAACAAGCUAACGGUAAGCAACUUAUUUUUGAAGUAAUUGAGCUAUGUUGAUGUUUAGAUUAGCCUGUUUGUAGAUAGAUAAAUUAAGUUCGCUGUAGAGCAGGAUGGAGUGCAUUUGUAUUUGCUGUAAAUUAUGGUGUUUCAAUUUAGUUUGUCACCUUUUUCACCCUUGAUGAGUUUGCACCCCUGUCUAGAGUGAUGAAUUUUGAUGAUAACAGGAUGAGGGCAGGCAUCUGUAGACGUACCAAGCCGACUGCGAUACACAAGACUGGCGACUCCCGCAGUUUAGGGAUGAAACUUUAGAAAAAAGUCAUUAUGGGAUCACUUCCCUCAACCGACUACUUGAGGUUUAGAAUUCUGAUAUUUUCCUGUCAGGAACGAUCCUCUUCUGUAACAGCUUUGGUAAUGUGUUUAGGCAGGGCCUCUUAACACACUCUUGUUCACUCUGCCAUCAUUUACAGAAGUCAUUCAUGGCAAUUUUCAAGUGACAGCUAAAAACUCAUCUCUUUCAUCAUUUCACUGCAUCCUAAUUUAAAAAAAAACAUAUUGCUUUUUCUUUCUUUAAUCCCUCCCUGUCUAGCUUGUUAUAAUCUGAACAAUGUCUGAAACUUUGUAUCAUUUGCUACUUUAUGAUGAAUAGCUGCUUGUAUUCAUCUUCUGCAAGUCACUUUGGAUAAAAGCAUCUGCUAAAUAAAUGUAAAUGAAUCUCUUGUUGUAGGUGGGUGUGUGCAUGAAUACAAAUGUAAAAUCAUCUUUAGUCUUUAUUGUCUGUUGAUGUUUGUGUCUGGUUUGUUUAACUGUUCUCAUUGUUCCUGAGUUGAGUGUGACUUUCCCUGAUCUCUAUGAUAAUGAGUGCUGUAGAUCUGCUGAUGAAUCUGAGUGCUUCCUAUAACUGCUGACAUCCUUUUAGUGCUUUGUUUGCUUUGUCUUCAGCUGUAAGGACGGCCUCCUGAAAUCUAAAUCAAAUGACAACUCUGUUUCACUGCUUUAGUCAGACUUCAUGACUGCGGCACCACAGUUUAAUCUCCAUCAAGAAUCUGCUGAAGAUUCAAAGAGUCUCCUGAUCUUCACCUCACUGUUUCUACCGGUGCAACUGGAUAUUCAAGACCUGAUGCCACUGAAAGGGGAGAGUCAGCAGUCUCACUCUGACACAGAAUAACAGCAGGAAGACUACACUACAACUGCAAAACACUGCUCAGACCCCGCUAACAGAUGCAGAACACCAGUUAACGGGUUCUUCCCAUGAACACAGUUGCUGCUAGUUAGGAGCUUGUUAGAAAG
This is a messenger RNA of Labeo rohita (rohu), 5053 nucleotides long. Its product is annotated as gastrula zinc finger protein XlCGF57.1. The coding region runs from base 41 to 2053 and encodes 670 amino acids. The record is from RefSeq and is a predicted model, not a curated record. Lineage: Eukaryota; Metazoa; Chordata; Actinopteri; Cypriniformes; Cyprinidae. Gene Ontology annotation, molecular function: RNA polymerase II cis-regulatory region sequence-specific DNA binding; DNA-binding transcription factor activity. The transcript has 4 exons. Gene Ontology annotation, biological process: regulation of transcription by RNA polymerase II.